AUGAGAAAGGCCACACUGCAGAUAUACGAGCAGGAGAUCGACGAUCUAUACCGGGCAGUCGAACUUGCCCAUGAUGGACCACCCGCUGGGUCCAACAGCACAGUCAACCUAAAUCGCCUGAGAUCCGUAGUUGAGGCUGUUCAGACCGCUUGCAAGGAAUCCACCACUGUCGGCGCAGUGGAUAUGGACGAAGAGCUGCUGGCUCGUGGGGUCGAUUCCCUUCAGGUUCUGUCGGAUGAUGAGGCCAGGCGCAAGUCAGAAGUAGAGAAAACACUGGGGCUCUUCAUCAACCGCAUCGAUCAACUCGCUGAGGCUCAGUCCCACGUUGUCAGCACGCAUAAGUCAAGGGACACUGACCCCCACGUUUGCAUUAUCACGGGAACCACAGGCUAUAUAGGAUCCUACAUAUUGCGCUCACUCAUGCAAAGCACACGUGUCGGGACUAUCUACUGCCUCGACCGCGGCUCAGACUCGGCAUCAAGACAGCGCAUCCACAACGCGGAGGUUGACGAAGAACUGCCUACAGCGUUCGCCGACACCGUUCACUUCCUGGAGGAAGAUCUAACCCACGAGACGUUCGGCCUUGAGCCAGGCAUGUUCCAAGCCGUGUCCUCAUCAGCCACGCUUAUCAUUCACACCGCCUGGCCAGUUGACUUCAACCUCCUCUUGUCAUCUUUCAUCGAGCACCUCGUAGGCGUUAAGAACUUAUGCAAUUUCUCUGCACAAUGCCCCCUUCGCCCAGAUUUUAUGUUCCUGUCUUCCGUCAGCGCCGUAAUGAACCUGGCUUUCCGCCCCGGCACUGUGCUCCCUGAGGAGAUCAUUGAAGACUUGUCCGCCCCUGUGGCGGCAGGCUACGGCGAAAGCAAGUAUCUGGCCGAGCGCAUGCUAGACCAUGCUGUCAAGAAACUACACAUACCCGCCACUGUGGUGCGAAUAGGUUCGGUUUGUGGGGCGACUCUCAGCCCCGGACGUUGGAACCCUAAGGAAUGGCUUCCUCGGCUCAUAAUGGGAUCCUUCAGCCUAGGCGUCAUACCGGAUUCGCUGGGUGACUAUGAUCCGGGCACUAUGGACGUAACCUGGCUUCCGAUAGACGUGCUCGCCGAUGUCCUUGUCGAAAUCGCGAUGAAGGAACGGGCUGCUCUGGCCCAAGGCCGGCUGCUGACUGGUGCUCCCGUUUACCACCUGAUGAAUCCGGAGCGAACUAGCUGGAGAGUUGUGUUACCUAGUAUCGUGGAAGCACUUAGGGGCCCGAGUGGAAGGGAAUCCCUGGGUGAGAGUCGUGAUGGACGCCCAGUCGCAGUUGGCCCACGUCUGGAAUGGCUUAACAAGCUUCGCGCGGUCACCACCAACCUUGGUGACCUCGGCUCCGCACAGGAAGCCACGCCCGUAAACCCGGCAUUGAAGCUUGUAGACUUCUACGAGGAGAAACUUAGAGAGAAAGUGUUUCCCCAGUGGGAGAUGGCCAAUGCCAUCUCUACCAGCCACUCGCUACAGGAAGCUGGCAGUGUCAUCCCACCAGACAUGGAGAAAUGGAUUCGAAUUUGGUGGGACAGCGAGGGCAUGGCGGUUUGA
Molecule: messenger RNA, 1572 nt
Organism: Anthostomella pinea
Lineage: Eukaryota; Fungi; Ascomycota; Sordariomycetes; Xylariales; Xylariaceae
Source: the annotation of a GenBank genome assembly